CCACCAUCCCCCUCCCCCCACGAACAAGCCCGGUGCGGCUGGAGAAACUUCAGAGCUCACAACUGCUUGGAGAGCUGGUGGUGCUGGGAGGGACCUGCAGGGACACCCAGGAAAAGCCACAAGGGGACCCUGAAUUCAGGACCCAGGAGCAUGAGGCUUGAGGGACAAGAGACAGCUGGCCUGCCACGAGUGACCAUGCUGCCCACACCCAAUGGCAGUGGGCCCAGCCAGGAGUUCGGAGGCCAUUGGCCAGAGACCCCGGAGAGGUCCCCAUGCGUGGCCGGCGUCGUCCCUGUGGUCUACUACAGCAUCCUGCUGGGCCUGGGGCUGCCUGUCAACCUCCUGACCGCGGUGGCCCUGGCCCGCCUUGCCGCCAGGACCCGGAAGCCCUCUUACCACUACCUCCUGGCGCUCACGGCCUCGGACAUCAUCACCCAGGUGGUCAUCGUGUUUGCAGGCUUCCUCCUGCAGGGGGCGGUGCUGGCCCGGGAGGUACCCCAGGCGGCGGUGCGCACGGCGAACGUCCUGGAGUUUGCCGCCAACCACGCCUCCGUCUGGAUCGCCGUCCUGCUCGCGGUGGACCGGUACCGGGCGCUGUGCCACCCCCUGCACCAUCGGGCGGCGGCUUCCCCGGGCCGGACCCGCCGGGACAUCGCCGUGGUCCUGGGAGCUGCCCUGCUGACUGGCAUCCCCUUCUACUGGUGGCUGGACGUGUGGAGGGACGCGGGGCCCCCCUGCCCCCUGGACAAGGUCCUCAAGUGGGCCCACUGCCUCACCGUCUAUUUCAUCCCCUGUGGCGUCUUCCUGGCCACCAACGUGGCCGUCGUCUGCCGGCUGCGCAGGCGGGGCCGGAGCGGGCUGCCGCCGCGGGUGGGCACGGGCACGGCCGUCCUGCUGGGCCUCACCGCGCUCUUCACCUUCCUGUGGGCCCCCCGGGUCUCCGUCAUGCUCUACCACCUGUACGUGGCCCCCGUCCACCAGGACUGGAGGGUCCACCUGGCCUUCGACGUGGCCAACAUGGUGGCCAUGCUCAACACGGUGGUCAACUUCGGGCUCUGCUGCUUUGUCAGCAAGACCUUCCGGGCCACCGUCCGAGGGGUCCUCCAGGACGCCCACCUGCCCUGCGGGGUGCGGUCACAGCCCAGGGGCCCUGGGGUGGAGCCUGUGCUGAAGCCCCCCAGGGCUCCCCAAAGGGGCAGAAUCAUAGAGGAGGGGCCCAGCCAGUGAGUCGGGGGCGGCCCCGGGCCAGGUGUACGGGGCCUUGGUGGUCACGCCCACAAAACUUGAUUGACACCCUACUUUGCAAGAUGAGGGCAGAGGGACAGGCUCCUUCCUAUGGGGGUGGCCUCCCACAUGGAGGGGAGGACAGUUUACGGAAGUCUUGCACCAGCCUCACCCCUGUUUCCCGGGACAAAGCUGAUCGUGUCAGCUGCUGUGGCAUUCCUUGGUGCGGGACAUGUCACCUGGCACAUUCGAAGGCCAGGUUCAUGCUGUUGGAUGAGUGAGUGAAUGAAUGAAUGAGCAAGUGAAUGAAUGAGUGAAAAGGUGUAUGGACCAAUGGCUGACUUGUUUCCAGCCCCCCCCCUUUCGAGGGGCCCACCUCCUCUUGGUCCCUAAAUGGGCCACUUCUCUGGCUUCCAGUGGCCAGCGUGAAGAGAGGUGUCUCCAGGAUUCCGGGGCUGGGG
This is a messenger RNA of Phyllostomus discolor (pale spear-nosed bat), 1685 nucleotides long. RefSeq names its product G protein-coupled receptor 142 (gene GPR142). The annotation marks the transcript as partial. Gene Ontology annotation, cellular component: membrane. Gene Ontology annotation, biological process: G protein-coupled receptor signaling pathway. Lineage: Eukaryota; Metazoa; Chordata; Mammalia; Chiroptera; Phyllostomidae. Gene Ontology annotation, molecular function: G protein-coupled receptor activity. The transcript is spliced from 3 exons. The record is from RefSeq and is a predicted model, not a curated record.